Messenger RNA from Danaus chrysippus (African queen), 360 nucleotides. The record is from the annotation of a GenBank genome assembly. NCBI's taxonomy places the organism in Eukaryota, Metazoa, Arthropoda, Insecta, Lepidoptera, Nymphalidae.
AUGAACUUCGUCUAUUUUGGAAAACAAACAACAGUUUCGGAUCCCGUAUUUAACGCAUUCCAAACACAUCCCUGGCUCGGCCGACACUAUCCCGACCCGGGGGCUGUACGCGGUGUAAAUGUUUCAGUUCCAUUUACAUCCUCAAAUUACGUUAAGAUGCAAAUAUACGAAACAAAGAAUAAUAAAGAUAACAACAAAAAUUCUCCUGAAAUUAGGAGAACAGUCGCUAUUCAAGACAAAAAGGCCGUUGGGCUCGAGGGGGCAAUGAACUGGGACAAUUGGCCAUCCGUAGAGUUUGUAGUUACGGAUGCGUCGUUUAUACUGCGAUAUGAUGAGCGCUCGUUUAUGAAGAUGCUGUGA